AUGCUACUCAGUCAAGAACUCGUUUUGCCGUCAGGCCUGAGACUGCCCAACCGCAUGUCGAAGGCUGCUAUGGCUGAGGGACUAGCCGCAACAACUCAUGAUCCAAAUCAGAAAAUCAGAAAGGCGUACCGAGAGUGGGCAAAAGGAGGAUGGGGAAUGAUUUUGACAGGCAAUGUUCAGGUAUCGGAUGAUUACCUCGGAGCACCUCAGGACAUUGAUGUCCCAGCUCAAAAUACCGACGAGCUUCAAGCGGCGUGGAGAGAGUGGGCAACGGAAUGUCAAGCAUCUGGCACACCUACGAUAGUCCAGCUUAAUCACCCAGGUCGCCAAUCUCCAGCAGGAGCUGGUAAAAAGUCGUUCUUCACCAAGAACCUGGCACCAUCACCUAUUGGACUGAAUUUCGGGCCUGGAAUCCUCGCCAAGGUUGCCUCGAAAGUUUUGUUUGGCACCCCAAAGGAAAUGACAGUGCAAGAUAUCAAGCUCGUGAUUGACCAAUUCGUUGAAGGCGCCAAAAGAUCAUACGACGCUGGGUUUAAAGGUGUAGAGCUCCACGCAGCACAUGGAUACCUCCUAGCUCAAUUCCACUCACCAGCUACAAACCGUCGGACCGAUGAAUUUGGCGGUUCCGCUCAUAAACGAGUCGAAAUAUCACUCCGUAUCAUUCGUCGAAUCCGCGCCGUUACCAGUCCAAACUUCUCUAUCAGCAUCAAAUUCAACAGCGCAGACGCAGCUACUGACAAAACCGAGGAUGUUCUGGAGCAAAUAAGAUUGCUUGUGGACGCUGGCAUCGAUUUCCUCGAGAUCUCCGGAGGCACUUACGAGAAUCCGCUCAUGAUGGGUGAUGAUGGUGUCGCUAAGCAGGAUAUGUCAGAAGAUAAACCUAUGAAAGCAUCGACAAUCAAACGAGAGUCUUUCUUCCUCGAGUUUGCCCAAACGGUUCGCAAGUCAUUCCCCGGUCUAGUAUUAAUGGUCACCGGUGGAUUCCGAACACGUACCGGUAUGGAAGGUGCACUUCAAAGUGGCGCUUGUGAUAUCGUUGGUGUUGGACGACCGGCGGCUGUGUAUCCUGAUUUCCCUACGAAAAUCAUUCUGAAUGAGAAUGUUAAAGAUGAGGAUGCGAACGCGAAUCUUCCGCGUAUAGAGGUUGAAGGGGCGGAGAAGUGGAUUGUGAAGAUCUCGGGGGUUACGGCAUUGGGCGCUGGGAAGACGACGAGGGUUUAUCAGGAACACAUUGGGAGUAUGGCUGCUAUUAAGGCGUGA
Messenger RNA from Glarea lozoyensis ATCC 20868, 1260 nucleotides. Its product is annotated as FMN-linked oxidoreductase. Lineage: Eukaryota; Fungi; Ascomycota; Leotiomycetes; Helotiales; Helotiaceae. Gene Ontology annotation, molecular function: oxidoreductase activity; FMN binding. The record is from RefSeq and is a predicted model, not a curated record. The transcript is spliced from 4 exons. Bases 1 to 1260 code for a protein of 419 amino acids.